Molecule: messenger RNA, 6043 nt
Organism: Malaya genurostris
Lineage: Eukaryota; Metazoa; Arthropoda; Insecta; Diptera; Culicidae
Gene: Cdk12
Product: cyclin-dependent kinase 12
Exons: 8
Coding region: 955-4899 (1314 amino acids)
Biological process (GO): positive regulation of transcription elongation by RNA polymerase II; transcription elongation by RNA polymerase II; protein phosphorylation
Cellular component (GO): nucleus; cyclin/CDK positive transcription elongation factor complex
Molecular function (GO): cyclin binding; RNA polymerase II CTD heptapeptide repeat kinase activity; ATP binding
Source: RefSeq, a predicted model, not a curated record
GACACGAGCAACGACGACGACGGCCACGAUUUUGCACAUCGUAAUCGUCUGUCGUUCUCUGCAUUUGCAGAACGAAGAAAAAAGUCUUCUUAAUUUUCCGAUGAAAUUUUUGCUAACUUUUCUUGUUAGAAAAUGAUUGAAAGAUGCCCGUAUGCGUAGCGCAAGUCGCGAACUUGAAAUUAAUCGUAGAAAUUUUGCGUUUCGUUACGUUUCAGUACGAUAAAAAGUAGUUGAAAAGUGGAAGUUUUCUGCUUGGAUUGAAGCAAGACCGUCAUCAGCCACAACGAGUGAGCCAUCACGGGAACACUCUGGAAGACAUUUCACAUGAAAACGAAGCUAGUGUUACGGGAGUGCUUGUUGAAAUUCGAGUUUUUACGUAUAAAAACCGGACAGUGCCGGAACCUCACGGAGGAAGAACACCUCGCAAGGCAGAUACAGUGACAGCAGUGCGGAAGAUUUCAACUUCCGGAAGGUUGAGAGCAAUUUUAUGUGCAAAUAUCAGUGUAGAAAAACAGUACCGACUGUGAGGACCCCAACAAUCGAAACGUCAACGGCUUCACGCAGUAUCAGCAAAUGUUCCGGUGGUUUCACAAAAAGCCUUGUUGCAUUUGUGGAUACGCAAUCGUGUGGCUAACAAUGAUUACAGACUGAAUACACAACGUAGGAGGAAAUCCAAAUACUAGUGAAAGUGAUAACAUAACACAUCUCCAUAUGCGUAGCAUAAUGAGCUAUUACUGAUAUCAAAUAUUCAGUAAAUUUAUUCACUCAUAACAGAUUAUGUCAAGUUCAUCGAAGUGUAAUCUGAUUACCAAAGUAGUUUAGUACAAAAAAAAAAUUUUCUCAAGAAAAAGGAAAACAUAUAAAGUAGAAUUAAAACGGAACAAAACAACAAAAAAUUCUUUGGAAACUCGAUCUAGUCGUUACAUUUGGUUUUGGAAUUGAAUUUGCCGCACGAUGGAUCGCGAUCGGGAGCGUGAACGGAGCCCGAAACGGUCGAAGCAUGCGAAAAAACGUUCGAAAAAGAGUAAAAAAUCCAAAAAACGGCGACGUGCUUCUAGCGAUGAGGAACCGUCUUCGUCGGAUGAUCGGCGGAGUAAGACUCACCGUAAAAGUGGCGAUAGUGCCGGCCGUAGUAGUGCUGGCAACGGAGGAGGCCAUGGAUCGUCCAAGGGAAUCGUCGAGUAUUCCGAUGUAAGUUCGGAAGAUUUCUCUGCACCGGAGGCAGGCGAGAUUGAAACCGAUGGCAGUGUCUCACCCUUCGCCGGCCCCGCUGGAAAUGAAUCUAGCAGUAAUAUCAGUAAAGUUAUCAAUAGUAAUGAGAAAAAUGCCGCGGCGACCGUUAGAUUGUACAGUAAAAAUUCCUCUCUAGCUCAACAAAAUAGAAUAGUGAGUGCAUCAUCCUCCUCGCUUCCCAAUCCGUCGUCGACUGCUGGUUUGGACAUGGCCACCGAAACCAGUAUUGCCGCGAGCAUACUAACGAACGCGGUUGCAGCAGCUAUAACCAAUAUUAUAUCGCGAGCUGGUACUCCGACCGGUUCCUUCACGGAGAGUGGGCGAAGGGUAAGCAUCACUGCCACGUCCCCAUUAAACCAAUCGUCGCAUUCGCGACCUUCCCGGUCGAAUCGUAAAAACUCUAUAUCAUCCGAUACUUCCCCUCUGACACAGGCUUCGACCAGGCACCAUCAUCUUCAUCAUUUGGAACCACCGGCUUCUCCAACAGAGGACCUACCGGAUCCGGAGCUAAUGGACGACGAGCUGGUUGACGAUGAAGAAGAAUACGAAAUCGUCGAAGAAGAAGAGGAGGAAGAGGAAACGGUUGGUCGGAAACGCAAGAAAAGCAAAAAAGAUAAGAAGCACAAAAAGAACAAAAAAUCGAAGAAGCGUAAGAAAAAACGGGUCAAGUCGAUUUCAAGCAUUGAAACCAUCUCCGAGAGUGAAGAUUCCUUACUAGAGUGCAUGGAAUCGCUGACGCCACCGCUCAAAGAAUCCCCCAUUUAUGAGAAAACCUACACACCAGCAAGGAACGAAGAAAGUUUAACGCCCCUUUCACCUGGAACCCCUCCCAUCCGGCCUUCUAGUCGCAUGGUCAACAGCCCUUAUGUAGAUCCCUCACGAGUUCGCAGUCCACAUUCGAGUCGAGCAGUCGCGGCCCGAAAGAUGUACCAGUCGAUUUCGUCCCCUCAUACCCCACCGGUGGCAAUGAAGAAGAGUUCGGGUUCAUACCAACAUCAGCAGCAACAGCAACCGCAGCAUUGCAGCCCCAUCGCCAUCAAUGACAGUCCAGCACAUCGCGGUGGAACACGGUAUCGAAGCAGCCCGUCGUCACACAGGCAUGCAUCUCAUCGUCGAAGUCCAAGUCCAAAUGGUCGGCACAAACCUUACUCUCCACCGCCUUCGAAGCGAAGGAGAGAAAGAACGCCUACGGAAAAGGAUUAUUAUCGGAAGGACAAACGUUACUCGUGGCGAGAUCCCGAGUGGACUCAACAUGACCGACGAGGUGAUCAAAGCCGGAGAAGUCCCAGUCCGCUUCCAAUGCAUCGUCGAAGGCGAUCACCGUCAAGAGCAAAGUCACGUGCUCGCAAGAGCUACUACAAUAGCCCGUCACCGAACCGUAGCCGAAGCCGGGCCCGUUCGAGGCACCACUCGCGAAGUCCACGACGCUCAUCGCCACAUAAUCGUCGUUAUUCCAGCGACAGCCGGUCACGGUCUCCUUCGGAUUUGUCAUCUGCGAAAAAAUUCGAUAUCAAGCAGAAAAUUACCGAUACCAGCUUUUUCGCGGAACUAAUCAAAGACAAACACAAGCGACUAAAGACACUGAAGGAAAUUCUGGAGAAACAGGAAGGUCAAGAAGGUGCCUCAAAUGUGACAGUAGUUAGUGAGAAUAGCAUGUCCAAUGAUUGCGUAAUAAUGGCAGCUGAGCCCAGUGCAGCGAAUGCGAACGGAAUGAAAGAUGUUAGUUUAACGGAUAUUCCAAUGCCAGACCAGUUGGACAGCAUGCCCCGAAUGCCCGAGUCAACAUCCAAAGACACCGUAGACACGUUCGGAGUAGUUGGCAGCACGUCUGACGAUGGUGCAAGUAAAGACUCACGAAUACCUGUGAUAUUGAAUAGUAUGAGCAGCGAAUGUGUCAAUCCAAGUGCCAGUCAGUCGACCGUAUCGGCAACGGCUGCAGUAGUAGAACCGAAACCAGCAGUACUCGUUAAACCAAAAAGUCUAACAAAUCUACCGAUGCCACCGGGUGUCAACGUGGCAGAACUGGAGGGUGCCCAGACACCCAGUCCCCCACGACAAAUCAGUCCGGUGGCGGGAGCACAGAUGAAGGUAAUGCCCAUUCCGACACUGACGACGACGGGAGCUAUUACUACGAUCAACCUCAACAGCAGCAACAAUAGUAGUCAUCAUCACCACCAUCCUCCACAUCAUCACCAUAAAAUUACCGGUAGCGGUAGCAGUAGCAAUAGCAACAAGCGAAGUAGUAAUGAACACAAAAGCUCUUCUUCGUCGAACACGCCAUCUAUUCCGACGUCGUCCUCCGGUAAAAAAGGUGUGCUAAACUUGCCAAUGCCACCCAUGGUUCCUGGAUCGGAAGAUUUAAGCGGCGAUGAUGACAUUGGAUCACCUCCAUCGCUGUCGGAUACACCAACGAAAAAAUCCAGUAAAUAUGGCAAGAGUAAGAAACCACGAGGAAGACCGCGGAUAUUGACCAGGCGGUACUCGAGGAACAUGUCCGGGCCAAUGUCGGCAUCGGGAGGAAAAGAUUGGGGCGAACGAUGCGUUGAUGUGUUCGAUAUGAUUGAACAGAUCGGUGAAGGAACCUAUGGACAGGUCUACAAAGCGAGAGAUCGCGAAACCAACGAAUUGGUAGCGCUUAAAAAGGUCCGUCUGGAGCACGAAAAAGAAGGAUUUCCUAUAACGGCCGUACGAGAAAUCAAAAUCCUUCGUCAGUUGAAUCACAAAAAUAUUGUCAACCUGCGUGAGAUUGUUACCGAUAAGCAGGACGCACUGGAGUUCCGCAAAGACAAGGGAUCGUUUUAUCUGGUUUUUGAGUACAUGGAUCACGAUCUGAUGGGACUGCUCGAAUCCGGUAUGGUAGAGUUCAACGAGCAGAAUAAUGCUAGUAUCAUGCGCCAACUGCUGGACGGACUUAACUAUUGUCACAAGAAAAACUUCCUGCACCGAGACAUCAAGUGUUCCAAUAUUCUAAUGAACAACAAGGGCGAAGUGAAGUUGGCAGAUUUCGGUUUGGCUCGACUGUACAAUGCCGAUAAUCGAGAGCGGCCGUACACCAACAAAGUGAUUACCCUGUGGUAUCGACCACCGGAGCUGCUGCUGGGUGAAGAACGCUACGGGACCGCUAUCGACGUGUGGAGUUGCGGCUGCAUUUUGGGGGAACUUUUUCUCAAAAAACCGCUCUUCCAAGCCAAUCAGGAACCUGCCCAACUGGAAAUGAUUUCCCGACUGUGCGGCACCCCGACGCCAGCCGUCUGGCCGAACGUCAUCAAGUUGCCACUUUUCCAUACGCUGAAAGCCAAAAAGCAGUACCGCCGAAAAAUUCGAGAGGAUUUCGUAUUUCUACCGGCGUCCUGUCUAGACCUGUUAGAUAAGAUGCUGGAGCUGGACCCGGACAAGCGAAUAACGGCCGAGGCGGCACUCAAUUCCGCUUGGCUGAAAAACGUCGUACCCGACCAGCUACCACCGCCCAAGUUACCGACCUGGCAGGACUGUCACGAGCUGUGGAGCAAGAAACGACGGAGACAACUUCGUGAACAACAGGAAUCAGCUGCCAACCUACCACCGGGCAAGCCUACCCUACUGAAGCCAUCCUGUGCACCGGGGACCGCCGUCCGAGUGGGUACCGUUCCGCCGGGUGUCGGUGGCACUGGUGCCGAAUUAGGCUAAGUAGGAUAGACAUUUGCAAUUAUUUUUGUGACCGGCAAAAUGUUCAUGUCCGUGGAUUAGCUAGCGUAGUACUCUCACCGCUGACAAUAAAGUGCCGCUGGCGGAAGAUGAUUAAGAAUAUGUUGAUGAGGAAGAUGAUGAAAAUCACUUCCGUUAUAUUGUCACACCCUCACCACCUUCUCCCCCAGCACAAAAGCUACCAGUUACUAAACUGUUUGGUUGAGAAUUAGAGUUCAAAACGAACAAGACAGAAAAUGGCGUUGCAAAUGAAAUCUGGGUGUUAGGUUCCGUAUCCUUGUCAUUUUUGUUUUUCUUUGAUGGAGGAAGAAACAAUAGACUUAAACAGUGGAAUCUGCAAUUUUCUAUUUUUAUGAAAAAGAGAAAGAAAAUGCGGAUAAUAGAAAAUAUAGUGUAUAGAAAAUAAAGUUAGUAGAAGUCCUGUACUAAAUGUAAGUAUAUUGAAAACUCUGAAGAGACAAAUGGAUAACACGUGGAAGAAAAAAAACGAAACAUGAGAUAGCGAGUAUAAAUUAAUUUUUCAAACAAUAAGGACUUAGGUGAACAACCUUAUCAACCUGUACAUUUGUUAAAGAUUGAUGGUUAGUAUUUAGAAACAAAUAAUUUUUCUUUUUGUUAUCAAGAAAUAAAUUUUAGAAGUCGAUCUGAGUCACCAGGACCCGAAACGUCAACAUUUUGCGUUCAGUUUUUUUUUGCUUCUUUUGGUUAAAUGUAAUGGUAAGGUCAGGUUGCAUGGUUUGCUCGACAAUAGUUCCAAAUGUAGGCAUGUGGAUUACCGUUGAAUUCACCACUCAAACACCAGUUGGCAAUAUAAACCUAGUGAGUACAAACAUUCGAACCUGGCCGUGACACAACACUUGUGUUUUGGGCUCUCCCUUAUUUUUUUUCUCGGUGCGUAGAGACUGAAAGUGUGAUGUGUCGUUUUGUACGAAAAAAGUAUAACGCAGGAUGUACAGUGUACACAAAAGAAACGAUAGAAACUAGGAUUUCGGUAGGUGCAUUCACAUUAAGCUAGCACGUGAAACGAGGCAAAACGGAAUAGUGUUGGCGCGAGCUAGCAGAUUACAGAAGAAAUUAAAAGUGAAUGAAAGCCAAUUUAUAAAUAAAAAUGAAAAUUUUUGACCAA